AUGAUAGCGAAUCACAACUAAGUCGAAGAAGAACCAACUUUCGAUGAUUUUAUUCAGAUCGGCAUGCUUGAUAUAGACAUUAGCUCAUACUUUAUGAACUGCUACUCGAUUCAAGAUUAUUCUACUAAAACUUAAGUUUUAAGUGGAUUAUCUCCUUCGAAAUUUCAGAUUUAAGAUGAUAAGCAGAAAACAAAUCAGAAGAAUGAUGAAAUAUUCUAAGAGCAAAUUUAAACUAUCCAAGAAUACAACAAUAAGGACUCAACAAUUAGUGAAUAGAGUUACUUAGAGUCUAUUGGCUAGAUUAACCCUGAAAACAAUUUAAUCUCUUAAUUUGAAAAAUACUAGCUUGAUGAUUCUUAAAAUAUGAGAUUAUCUGGAUCUAAUUUUCAUGCUUCCAUAUUAUCAAUCCCCAAUAAAUCUAAUAACCAUGAAAGGCUAAAACAAGGAUUUAAGACUCAAAAGUCUCAGGAUCAAAGUCUUAGACUUUUGAAAAAUAAAGAUUAGCUUUUAAUGCUAGAAAAUGAGUAUUAAAAGUGUAAAAAUUGGGAUAAAUAUCAUAUGAAAAAGCUAAGUAUGUAACUGGGUCUAACAAGAAAUUAAAUAUACAAAUGGAAAUGGGAUAGAUAGGCUUAAGAAAAAAAUCAAUUCGACAGAUAUAUACAUAAUAUCAAGAAAUCAUCAUAAUAAGUAUUUAAAGUUCUAAAAGACGAAAAACUCGGUCCAUGCUAUAAGGACUGCACAGUUAUUUUUGAAAUCAGCAGGGUAAAAUAAUGA
This is a messenger RNA of Stylonychia lemnae, 774 nucleotides long. The record is from the annotation of a GenBank genome assembly. Lineage: Eukaryota; Ciliophora; Spirotrichea; Sporadotrichida; Oxytrichidae.